Molecule: messenger RNA, 1470 nt
Organism: Diachasmimorpha longicaudata
Lineage: Eukaryota; Metazoa; Arthropoda; Insecta; Hymenoptera; Braconidae
Product: erlin-2-like
Exons: 5
Coding region: 207-1205 (332 amino acids)
Biological process (GO): SREBP signaling pathway
Cellular component (GO): endoplasmic reticulum membrane; endoplasmic reticulum
Molecular function (GO): cholesterol binding; ubiquitin protein ligase binding
Source: RefSeq, a predicted model, not a curated record
UAUCUAUACUGGUGCUCUGUCGGUGUAACGGUUGGAACGGUUGCAAAUAAUUGUUGUCAGCAAUUCCGUUGUUUAACCUCAGAAAUGUCUUUUCGAGGAGAGUAUUAUUUCAAUUAUACUUUUCAACACUAGUCGGCACGAUUAUUCAUUAAUCAUAACCUUCAAAUUUAGUGUACAUUUUGUGGAAGUUAUUUAGCAUAGAAAUUAUGAUUGAUCAGAGUAUAGUUGGUAUUUGCAUGCUGAUUAGUCUCGCUGUGGUUUUUAACUUCUCUAUUCAUCGAAUCGAAGAAGGACACGUGGGAGUUUACUUCAGGGGUGGAGCACUUUUACCCUCAGUCAGUAGUCCUGGAUUUCACAUGAUGAUUCCUCUCCUUACAAGCUUCCGGUCAGUUCAAGUGACACUUCAAACUGAUGAAGUGAAGAAUGUCCCUUGUGGAACGAGCGGUGGAGUAAUGAUUUAUUUUGAUCGAAUAGAAGUCGUGAAUGUCCUUGAUCCUGGUGCAGUUCACAGUAUGGUGAAGAACUUUACGGCUGACUACGAUCGCACCCUCAUAUUCAACAAGGUUCACCAUGAGUUAAAUCAAUUUUGCUCAGUCCACACACUGCACGAGGUUUACAUUGAUCUGUUCGAUCAAAUUGAUGAAAAUCUCAAGACUGCGCUACAGAGAGAUUUGAAUGAAAUUGCGCCUGGCCUGAGUAUACAAGCUGUUAGAGUUACUAAGCCAAAAAUACCAGAAACAAUCAGGAAGAAUUAUGAGCUCAUGGAAGGAGAAAAAACAAAACUUUUAAUUUCUAUUCAGCAUCAGAAAGUGGUAGAGAAAGAUGCUGAGACUGAUCGAAAAAAAGCCAUAAUUGAAGCUGAAAAAGAGUCUCAAGUUGCACAAAUCCAAUAUAAUCAAAAGAUAAUGGAGAAAGAAUCGCUGCAGCGAAUGGCAGCGAUUGAGGAUGAAAUGCAUUUGGCUAGACAAAAAAGUCGCUCUGAUGCUGAUCACUACCAGAUGAAAAAGCAAGCAGAGGCGAAUCGUCUCCUCUUAUCGAAAGAAUUCUUGGAAUUAAAAAAAUACGAAGGUUUGUCAAAGAACUCAAAAAUCUAUUAUGGACAAGACAUACCGAAGAUGUUUGCCAUGGGCGGCUGUUCACUGGAAUCCACCCUCGGUCCAUCCCCAGAGUCAAAGAUACUUGAGGAAGAGUUGGGGCCGAGUUAAUUUAUCCAUUCAACAUAUCAUUUUCUAUUUCUUUGCAAAUCAUCGUGAUAAUCGAUUCAUUUGUCAUAAGUAUUGUGUAAAGUAAUUGAUUAUUACGGCCAUAAAUGAAUAUUAUUUUGUAAUUAAAAAUCAAUUUUAUAUAACUCUUUGAGAAUGGCCAAAUUCUCUGUAAAAAGUUGUGAAAUUUUUCGACUUACUAGGGCUCGAUUAGAAUGUUAUGAAGAAGACAAAAUAAAAUGAGAAAUAAAACCGAAAGUAAUCCAAA